AUGCUGAGCCAGCUCCUAUGCGUGAUGGAUACGCUUCCAAGCGCCACACAUGAUCUAUUUUUAAAUCAAGAGCAUGGCGCACUGAGUGCAAUACUUUCUCUGUGGCCAUCCCUCUACACGCUUAUCGGUGACCCACGAAUGGUUGGAUCCAGUACAACGAACACAAGCAUCUACACGCACGUGUUGACGGCUCUGUGUGCCCAUAGUGUUAACUUGCUGUUCAAUGGCACGGAGGAGACCUUCGAAGACCGUAUUAGGUGGCUGGAACACAAUCUCUUCACACACGUGUUAAGCACAUCGUUUGCCGUCAGGUAUCUUAUCAGUGACUGGUGGGUCUAUCUCAGUCGGCGAUGGUCAUCAGGGACAGUGCUACAACAUUCCCGCCUUCUCCUUCAAGUGGCUAUUGCACUCCCAAGGGAUCAUCACGUUGAGAACGAGAUCACAGCGCUUAUUAAUCGAAUGAUGACCGAGACAAGAGACGUGGACAAGCGCGUGUUCAUGAAGGAACUGUCACAAAUGGCCCGCAAACGUCCGGACGUUGUGGUGGUGAUGACCCGCCUGCGUAUUGUGUCUCUCUCGGACUCGGUUUUAGGGUUGAUUGCGCAUCAGGAUGCCAGUGCGGCUGCUGAAGCUGAGCCUUCUGGAGUUGCCUCAAAGGCAGACACGCCACGAACGGCCACGUCAAUAGAGAGUAGAGCAAACAUCCUUAGCCAUCCCUAUUCGCCAGUAGAACGAUCGAAACGUCAGCAGACGUUCCUACAGCCCCUCUCAGGUGCAGUGGAGGUGUUGCAAUUGAAGUCGAAGGAGGCUCCUCAGUUCGACACGCACACGAACAACGAAGUACAGGCUUGCACACCCAUCGAGGAAGCAAAAAAAGAGCUCUUCUGCCAAUUGUGCCGGCUGUCUGGCUAUGUGAUGGACGUGAUACCACCGGAGAUGCUCUUGAAGGCCAAGAUCCAAUCGCAUAUAGCGCGAUUGUACCGGAGGGUGUUGGUGGACACGGACUGGCUAGUAUGGCACUAUGCCGUGGAGGCCUUCCGAGAAUUUGCGUCGUAUACACACUAUGAGACUCUCGUCCCAUUGCUCCUGCCGGAUGAAUCGCGCUCAAACGUAGUAGACUUUAUCAACAACACCCCCUUCGCCUUACCGCCGACGUCCCAUGCGACGCACAGCAACUCCCCAUUGCAGUCAAUAUACACAAUAGACACGCCCACUGAUACCAACAGCCAGACCUCUCACCACACCCACCCGCGAUCAGGGCGUACACACAAAAUAGCAACAUUUGCGACUAUUCGAGAUCGCUUUGUUGAAUGUCUGGAUAUAGAGAAUGCGCGGCACGAGGCUAGAUUGUUACCACAGCCUCUUCAGUUGCCGCUGCCGCCACAAUCGGAUUUGGAAGACGACGCUUGUCCUUCGGAUGUCCCUUCCGUCACUACUCCGAAUUCAGCCGAGAGUAAAGAACAACGCAAAUCGAUGGAACGAGAGACCCGCAACACAAAGCGAGCUCGUGUGGACAAGCACUUGUCUCCCAAAUCACCGAUGCUCAUAGACGAUGAUGACGAUACCACAGACACUGAUGAGGCCCUACUGGACCUCGAUGAAGCGUUGCAACAUUUGAAUCAGGGUCUCAAGAAGCUAAAACGAACGCUAAGCCCGAAUUUGAGGAUCACCCCUGCUAGGAAGACGCAGCUUGUGGAGGUUGCUCAGUCCCUGCUGACGCUUUGCUCCGGAAUGAAUACUAAGUAAAACCGGCUUCUGCUUGAAUGGCAUAUGCUGGGUCCAAAUAUAAUCGUG
Messenger RNA from Sphaeroforma arctica JP610, 1794 nucleotides. RefSeq lists its product as hypothetical. Lineage: Eukaryota; Ichthyosporea; Ichthyophonida. Bases 1 to 1746 code for a protein of 581 amino acids. The record is from RefSeq and is a predicted model, not a curated record. The transcript is spliced from 10 exons.